UUGGGAGUAAUUUUAUAUCUGUAACGACUUUCGUUUCCUGUGUAACAACAUUUUGGACCAUUUGAUUUAUUUGUUGGUCUUUGCAUAUAUUGUAUUAAAAAGAAACACUAUAUAUAAACCUCAACUGAAUCACUCCCCAAUUAAAAAGAUAACAAUCAAAAGAAUAGAAUGACAGGAAAAUAUCUUUCUUUACUAGUUCUAGUUCUCGGCAUUGUCAUAGCCACCGGAUAUCAUUAUUAUUCAACACCUAAAGUAAAAAGAAGUGAUUUUCCAAAAGAUUUCAUUUUUGGAUCUUCAACAUCUGCUUACCAGAUUGAAGGAGCGGCUCAUGAGGAUGGUAAAGGAGCAAGUAUCUGGGAUACUUUCACUGAAAAACAUCCAGAGAGAAUAAAGGAUGGUAGCAAUGGGUCUGUUGCAGCUGACUCUUACCAUCUUUACAAGGAAGAUGUGGCUUUAAUGCAUCAAAUUGGUCUCAAUGCUUACAGAUUCUCUAUCUCAUGGUCAAGAAUAUUGCCUCAUGGGAAUCUUAAAGGAGGAAUCAACCAGGCUGGUAUUGACUAUUACAACAACUUGAUCAAUGAGCUUUUGUCCAAAGGAAUUACGCCGUUUGCCACCAUUUAUCAUUGGGACACACCACAGGGCAUUGAAGAUGCUUACGGUGGACUUCUUGGCGCAGAAUUUGUAAACGAUUUCCGCGAUUAUGCGGAUAUUUGCUUUAAGAAUUUUGGAGAUAGAGUGAAGUACUGGUUGACAAUGAACGAGCCAUUGUCAGUGGUGCAAGGAGGGUAUGGUCAAGGUAAAACAGCUCCAGGAAGAUGCUCUAAAUUCACAAACCCUAAAUGCACCGCUGGAGAUGGAGCAACUGAGCCUUAUAUCGUUGGUCAUAACCUCAUCCUUUCUCACGGAGCAGCUGUAGAAGUCUACAGAGAAAAAUACAAUACAUCUCAAAAAGGUCAAAUUGGUAUUGCCUUGAACACGCCUUGGAACUUGCCCUAUUCAGAAGAAUCAGCCGAGGAUAAGUUAGCUGUGGCACGAUUCAUGGCAUUCUCAUUUGACUUCUUUAUGGAACCCCUUGUGACCGGUAAAUACCCACUCGAUAUGGUCAACAAUGUAGGCGGUCGCUUGCCUACAUUCACUGAACAACAAUCUAAGAUGCUUAAGGGCUCAUAUGAUUUCAUUGGCAUCAAUUAUUACUCUUCCUCUUAUGCAAUGGAUGUUCCAUGCUCUACCGAACAUGUUACACUGUUCUCGGAUCCGUGUGUCAACACCACAGGUGAACGAAAAGGAGUUCCCAUCGGUCCUAAGGCUGCAUCAGAUUGGCUUUUGAUAUAUCCAAAGGGACUUCGCGAUCUUAUCCUCUAUGCAAAAUAUAAGUUUAAAGAUCCGGUCAUCUACAUAACCGAAAACGGGAGAGAUGAAUUUAAUACCGGUGAAAAAUUUGAUAAAAAAUUUCUUAAAGACGGCGAUAGGAUCGAUUACUACACUCAACAUUUUGAGAUGCUUAAAGACGCGAUCUCGAUUGGAGCUCAGGUGAAGGGAUUUUUUGUAUGGUCGUUGUUGGACAAUUUUGAAUGGAGCACAGGAUACACCGUUCGAUUUGGGCUUGUUUAUGUGGAUUUCAACGACGGAUGUAAAAGAAAGCUGAAAGAUUCGGCUCAUUGGUUCAGAAAUUUCUUAAAAUAAAAGAAAAGAAAUUGAUGGAGACGGUACUAUUUUUUUUUGUCAACGGAGACGGUACUAUCCGUUUGGAAAUAAUAAGCAAUAUCCUAGUUUAAAUUUUUAUAAUAAGAAAAUAAUACGGAAUCCUAAGAA
Molecule: messenger RNA, 1812 nt
Organism: Raphanus sativus (radish)
Lineage: Eukaryota; Viridiplantae; Streptophyta; Magnoliopsida; Brassicales; Brassicaceae
Product: beta-glucosidase 15
Exons: 12
Coding region: 169-1683 (504 amino acids)
Biological process (GO): carbohydrate metabolic process
Molecular function (GO): beta-glucosidase activity
Source: RefSeq, a predicted model, not a curated record